AUUUUACUCUACAGCCGAAAAGAGUAAUGAAGCAAAAUGAGAAAUCGGAUGUUCUUUGCUGAGGAUGAUAUCAACUUUCUACUAUGACAUCACACGUUAAGAUAUGCGUAUUAGGAAGUGGGAAGUAUGUCUGAAUUCCUAAAUCAGCAGGCUAUGAAACUGGUCUACAAACGCUCAGAUAAUGAAGAGAGACACCCAGAGCCUGAUAUGAUGAAGAGUCUAGAAAGAAGGGGAUCAGGACUGCUACCUGCUUCACAGCUGGAGAAAAUCGAUGAAUUCUUCCAUAUCUGUGACAGUGAGGGCAAGGGUUAUAUUACACCCACUGAUAUGAGGAGGUUGAACACAGAAUUACCACUCUCUGUAGAUGAACUGGAGAAUGUCUUUGACUCAUUAGACUUUGACAGAAAUGGCUACCUUACUCUAGAAGAGUUCUCCUCUGGAUUCAGUAAAUUUCUGCAGGGACGUAGAAUGAGCCAGGUGGAGGAUCAGCUCACGGCUCUCUCCCAGGAUUGUUCAGAAGCUCUAUAUCAGAAUGAUCCACAGGAUUACGAGGAAGAAAGCCACUUCAGUAUGCUGAUGGAAAGCCUAGGCGCUAGCAAUAUCUUUGAAGAUCCCAAUAUAGUGCGCACCCUGUGGAUUCAGUUAAGAAAAGAUGAGCCUCAUCUUCUGUACAGCUUUGAAGAUUUUCUGGCACGAGUCACAUCCCAGAUCAGAGCGGUCCAACAAGAGAAGAGUGAGAUGGAAAGUGCCUUGAAAAAGAAAGCUGUAACACACAAUGGUGAAAUCCAGCAGUUAUAUGAGGAAAUGGAGCAACAGAUAAAAAAUGAGAAAGCUCAACUGAGUCACAAGGACCUCAGAAGUCAGGAUCUGCAGCAGCAGUUAAGCAGCAAAGAGCAAGAACUUGAGUGGCUCUUCCUCAAACAGAAAGGAUUGGAGCAACAGUGUCAAGAGCUGCACACUGAGCACAAGGAAAGUCAGUUGGAAAACAUAAAACUGAAAAUGGCCAAUCAGGAGCUCUCAUGCGAGCUGGAAAACACCAUUCAUGAGCUUUCAUUGGCUCAAGAGCAACUGGACAAGCUGCAGGAGCAAGGCUUGAGACAGCAGCAGGAAAAGGACAUGGAGGUAUACAAAAUCAUAGAGAGACUGCAGAGAGAGAAACAAAACCUAGUUCUUCAAUUAGACCUGCUCAGAGAAAUGAAUAUACAUUUAAGAGAUGAUCAAGAGUCUUUGAAAUGCAACAAGAAGAAAUCCACCCUGGAACAUGGACCAAUCUCAACCUCAAAUGCUCAUUCUGACAGAAAGCAGUCUGCAGAAAGCGUGGCUGGUACAAAAGUGACUCAGCACCCUAACAGGAAGACCUCGUCUCAUAACUCUAGCCCACAUUCUACCUCCAGAGAUGAUGGGAUGGUUAUAAUGGCAAAGCAUACUGCGUGUGCUGGUGGAAAUUCAGUGUCUACGAACCCAGACCCAAUGGAUUCUCCACGGCACCAUAGGCUUAUCUCCAUCGAGGAGGACCACCUCCCACACCUGCUAAAAGGAGAAUUCUGUCCUCACUUUCACCAGAUGAAUGAGGAAGACGAUGGGGCACAGAUUGAUCUGCAGAUGAGCCCCAUGUUUCCAUCAAACAUGUCCCUGGCCUCUUUGACCAGGGGUCAGCCAGUAGGCAAGGAAGCUUUGCAGAAGGGUCAAGUGGAGAGUUCUGUGUCCACCCCACAGCGCCUCUUUAAAAUCAUUCUUGCGGGUGACACAAGUGUGGGUAAAACCGCUAUACUGCAACGUUUCUGUGAUGGUCAUUUUCGCACAGACACCAUAGCGACUGUGGGUAUUGACUUCAGUGUGCAGACUCUGAAACUGGGGGACAGUCAUGUGGCUCUGCAGUUGUGGGACACUGCAGGACAAGAGAGAUUUAAAAGCAUCACCAAGCAGUUUUUCCGCAAGGCUGAUGGUGUUGUGCUGACCUAUGACAUCACGCUGCGUGACAGCUUUAAAUCUGUGCGGCCCUGGCUGGUGAGCAUACAGGAAGCAGUCGGAGGCCCAGUUCCCAUCAUGCUUCUGGGCAACAAAUCAGACAGGGAGAGUAUGAGGCAGGUGGCAACUGGGGAAGGGGAAAAGCUUGCUAAAGAAGCAUGUUUGUUAUUCUACGAGUGCAGUGCUUAUACAGGCUACAAUGUGCAAGAGGCCAUGGUACACCUAGCCAGAGUACUGAAAGAGCAGGAGGACAGAGUUUGGGAGAAGACAGUGCGUCUGGGGGAUCAGUCAGUGAAGAAGAAAACCUGCUGCAUGUGAACACACAAACCCAGACACACACACACACACAUGCACACACACACAUGCACACACACACACACACACACACACACACACACACACACACACACACAGAGGAAGAUUAAAUGUGUAGCAUACGAGAAGAAGUGCCGGAGGUGAAGAGCUAAGCUGUAAUUAGGAAACAUUAUCUGAAACAAAUUUCCUUUUCUGCUCUGUGCUGUCAUUAUGUCUCAUUGUUGUUGCUGGAUUAAUAGACUGACAAAAGUGUUAAUCACUCAGGUCUGUGGACUCAUGUGACAGUAAGUGAUAGUACUGUACAGUUGGUUUUGUUUUAGGAUUCAAAUACAGUUACAAGUAGUGCAAGAUCUAUACACGAGUGUGAAUGCCAUGUAUUAGCCUUGGUGAAUAAGCAUGCAUGAAUGUAACAGACCAACAGUCCUACUGUAAAU
Molecule: messenger RNA, 2717 nt
Organism: Tachysurus vachellii
Lineage: Eukaryota; Metazoa; Chordata; Actinopteri; Siluriformes; Bagridae
Gene: cracr2ab
Product: calcium release activated channel regulator 2Ab
Exons: 16
Coding region: 127-2286 (719 amino acids)
Molecular function (GO): GTPase activity; GTP binding; calcium ion binding
Source: RefSeq, a predicted model, not a curated record